AUGAAGCCUUUCGCUAUUUGCCUCACAUUGUGCAUUGCACUUAUCAGAUAUGUCUAUGGCUUACCCUCCUUGUCAAAACGGGCUACAUUUAAUGAUGAUCCUGCUAUUACAAACUCCGAGUCCGUGUCAGUAGGCAAACGUGCUUGCACUGAAAACCAAAUUUGCAGAACAUUUAUCGAUGAAGCAAAAGUCAGAGGGGAAUCACUGCAUCAAUACCCGUUCGCUAGAGUCUCAUCCGAAUACGACCAUCCGAUUUACCGACGUUCGCUAGCGCAUCUGAAGACAAAGGCGCACACAAAGGCUGCCCAGGCCCAUGACAAGGCAUCAGGUGCUCAUGCCUUUAAGGCAUCCAUGAUGUCGGCUUCAGCAAUUAAUCUCUUGGAAGACGGCAGCACCCAAUAUGUCAAACAUGCACAUGCGCUUGAACACGAAGCCGAGGAACACAGAAAACAGGCGGUUGAACACACACAAAAGUCUGACCAUCAUCUACAAAAGGCUCAUCAACCUGUAUCGCAUGGUGUCCUGUAUCCUUUCAAGUUGGCGAAGUCCAUCAUAAAGUCCAAAUUCAGCAAACACAAAGCAAAGAAGUCUUUACAUAAGGCGUCGACGUAA
Molecule: messenger RNA, 612 nt
Organism: Psilocybe cubensis
Lineage: Eukaryota; Fungi; Basidiomycota; Agaricomycetes; Agaricales; Agrocybaceae
Exons: 2
Coding region: 1-612 (203 amino acids)
Source: RefSeq, a predicted model, not a curated record